AUGAGUACACAUAUCGAGCGAGCGAUAGAGAAGAUCCAGGUCAAGGAACCACUGCCUGCUAUCGACUUUACGCAACACACUCUCGAGGACGGCAAUGUAAUUAGCACCCAGGAGAGAGUGGUCAAGGAUGUACGUCUUCUGUCGACUCAUACCCCUAAGUCCAUCCCUGAGCGCAUCCCACUCGUGUCCAUCCAGGUCCAAGCCCCCGCGAUGUUCAAGCCAACGCCGGAGCAGUUCUUCAAUAAGCACGGGCAGGAUCAGACAAAACCGGACAUUGCAUUCCUGAAGAACCACUUCUACAGGGAAGGGCGAUUGACUGAAGAUCAGGCGUUGUGGAUAUUGGAAAAGGCUACCGAGAUCCUCAGAAAAGAGGGCAACGUCCUGCAAGUAGACGCUCCAAUCACCGUUUGUGGUGAUAUCCAUGGCCAAUAUUAUGAUUUGAUGAAAUUGUUCGAAGUUGGAGGAAGCCCCGCCGACACACGUUAUCUCUUCUUGGGCGAUUAUGUUGACAGAGGGUAUUUCAGCAUUGAGUGCGUCUUGUACCUUUGGUCACUGAAGAUAUGGUACCCCGAUUCCCUUUUCCUUCUACGCGGUAACCACGAGUGCCGUCACUUGACUGAUUACUUCACGUUUAAACUUGAAUGCAAACACAAAUACUCAGAACGCGUAUACGAUGCUUGUAUGGAAUCAUUCUGCGCUCUUCCCCUCGCUGCCAUCAUGAACAAGCAAUUCCUGUGCAUACACGGUGGUUUGUCUCCCGAACUCAACACCCUUGAUGACCUGCGAAACAUUGACCGCUUCCGCGAACCACCAACUCAUGGCCUGAUGUGUGACAUCCUCUGGGCUGAUCCUGUCGAGGAUUUCGGACAAGAAAGGACGACGGACAGUUUCGUCCACAACCACGUGCGAGGAUGCUCGUACUUCUUUACAUACCAUGCUGCUUGCCAAUUCCUGGAGCGAAACAAUCUGUUGGCUAUCAUUAGAGCACACGAGGCUCAAGAUGCAGGAUAUCGCAUGUAUCGCAAAACAAAAACUACUGGAUUCCCUUCAGUCAUGACCAUUUUUUCCGCGCCCAACUAUCUCGACAUGUACAACAAUAAAGCCGCUAUACUAAAAUACGAAAGCAAUGUGAUGAACAUCCGCCAGUUUAAUUGCACGCCUCAUCCAUAUUGGCUUCCUAAUUUCAUGGAUGUCUUUACCUGGAGUUUGCCGUUUGUCGGAGAGAAGAUCAUUGAUAUGCUGGUCGCGGUGCUUAAUACUUGCACUAAGGAAGAGCUGGAAGAGGCUGACGAGGAUCUCGCCAUCAUGUCACCCGCUGCCGCCGUGGCAGAAUCUGCUGAGCGUAGGAAGAUCAUCAAGAAUAAGAUCAUGGCUGUUGGAAGAAUGGCGAGAGUAUUUGCUUUGCUUCGUGAGGAGUCGGAGAAAGUGUCGGAACUGAAAAACGUUACUGGAUCGACCAAACUUCCGUACGGUACUCUCGCUUCAGGAAGCGAAGGAAUCAGAGAGGCUAUUUCCGGAUUUGAUGACGCUCGCAAAUCGGAUAUUGAGAACGAACGCUUACCUCCUGAGCUUCUCGAUCCUGAUUCUGAAGAAGGCAGGGCGAUCCUUUCCUCUCAACCAACCACGCCCUCCGAGAACGGCGCCCAACCCGGACCAAUCUCGCCCAACGGAGUCAAAGAAGGUUUGGAGAAAGCUAUUGCAUCUGGCCGUGGUUCUCCUGGCCCCGGCGGUGUGCCCCUGUCGCGCAUCAGCACCUCGUCAGGCUCGCCUUCGCCGACACCGGGUAGCCCGAUAUCCCCGUCGCCUGGUGGGUUCAAGCGCGGCCACAGCAGACAGGCUAGCUUGGGCACGACGAUGACGAGCCCGAGUACUCGACGAAGGAGCCUUGAGAGCACGAUGUCGCUCAUCCAGAAUGUGUUGGAUGGCAAGGGUAGUAGCAGGAUUGAGGAGGACGAGGCUGUUGAUAACCUGGCAAGCAGGCUUGCGGGCUCUUCAGUGGGGACCAAUAACGGUACCGGCAACAACACUGGCACUGGCAAUAGCAACAGCAACAGCAACAACAACAAUGGCAGCUAUACAUCCCGCCCGUCAGGUCGUUGA
Messenger RNA from Psilocybe cubensis, 2100 nucleotides. RefSeq lists its product as uncharacterized. The transcript is spliced from 11 exons. The record is from RefSeq and is a predicted model, not a curated record. NCBI's taxonomy places the organism in Eukaryota, Fungi, Basidiomycota, Agaricomycetes, Agaricales, Agrocybaceae. The coding region runs from base 1 to 2100 and encodes 699 amino acids. Gene Ontology annotation, molecular function: calmodulin-dependent protein phosphatase activity; calmodulin binding. Gene Ontology annotation, cellular component: cytoplasm; calcineurin complex. Gene Ontology annotation, biological process: fungal-type cell wall organization; calcineurin-mediated signaling.